This is a messenger RNA of Oncorhynchus kisutch (coho salmon), 2764 nucleotides long. Its product is annotated as serine/threonine-protein kinase Sgk2. Gene Ontology annotation, molecular function: protein serine/threonine kinase activity; ATP binding. Gene Ontology annotation, biological process: protein phosphorylation. The coding region runs from base 292 to 1374 and encodes 360 amino acids. The transcript is spliced from 13 exons. The record is from RefSeq and is a predicted model, not a curated record. Lineage: Eukaryota; Metazoa; Chordata; Actinopteri; Salmoniformes; Salmonidae.
CAAAAACGAGUUUGCGUCAGUGCUCUGGAUGUCCAGCAUCAAUCCAUUUCUUACACUUUUACAUACCUGAGAAUCUUCUCUGAAUUUACGCUGUUUUCUAGUAGAUUUUUGGACAUAAGACUUGGCCAAAGAUACAUAUUUAUCUGAGACUUGAAAAUAAGCUGUAGGUUAUUUGGCAAGUCACAGAUUCUUGCGAGGACAGAAUACCAAUAGCCUACCUGAGAACACCUGAGGAAAAAAAGUCCUCUACACAUAAGAGGACUCCCACCCUGAUAGGCACAGAAAAGAGACAUGGAUAAUUGGAGUCAGCUUCAAUCAGCAAACUCCAUUGAUGUCAACCUUGGUCACUCACACAAUCACCAUGCCAAGCCAUCAGACUUUGAAAUCCUGGCUAUAAUUGGGAAAGGAACAUUUGGGAAGGUUCUUCUUGCCAAACUGAAAUCCGACAACAAGUUCUAUGCUGUGAAAGUGCUGCAGAAAAAAAUCAUACUGAGGAAAAAAGAGCAAAAGAACAUCAUGGCAGAGAGGAAUGUGCUGCUCAAGAGUAUGAAACAUCCCUUCCUGGUGGGGCUCCACUACUCGUUCCAGACCCCAGAGAAGCUCUAUUUUGUCAUGGAUUACGUCAAUGGAGGAGAGCUUUUCUAUCACCUUCAGAGAGAGCACUGCUUCUCAGAGCCAAGGGCUCGCUUCUACACGGCUGAGUUGGCCAGUGCCAUCGGCUACUUACACUCGCACAACAUUGUUUACAGAGACUUGAAGCCUGAAAAUGUGCUGUUAGACUCCGAGGGCCAUGUUGUGUUGACUGACUUUGGCUUGUGUAAAGAGGGGAUAGACCCGGAGUCCACCACCUCCACUUUCUGUGGAACCCCAGAGUAUUUGGCUCCGGAGGUGUUGAAACAGCAGCCCUAUGACCACACGGUAGACUGGUGGUGUCUGGGAACUGUACUUUAUGAGAUGAUAUAUGGGCUGCCCCCCUUCUAUAGCCAGGAUAUGUCUGAGAUGUACGACAACAUCCUCCACAGGCCCUUGAGUGUGCCAGGGGGGGCCAGCUCUGUGGCGUGUGACCUGCUGAUGGGCCUCCUACAGAAAGACCAGCAUCGCAGGCUGGGUGCUAUCGCAGACUUUCUCGAAGUUAAAAACCAUACUUUUUUCUCGCCGAUAAACUGGGAUGACCUUUACCAUCGGAGAAUCAAACCUCCGUACAACCCCAACGUGAAAGGCCCAGCAGAUAUGCAGCAUAUUGAUCCAGAGUUCACCAAAGAGAUGGUGUCAGGCUCUGUGGGGGUUACCCCUGAAUUCUCCAACUUAUCAACCAGCAGCCCAAAUGCUUUCACUGGCUUCUCCUAUGUCUCCAGUGAUGACAACUUCCUCUAGGACAUUCAGAUUCUAAUAUUGCUGCCACCCAAAAGAACCAAACUUCUCCCGCCCACUUUGUUAAAAUGCACCCCUAAUGAAUUGGCCCUUCGAUUACUUUGUCAUUGUAUUUGUAAAGCUAUUAUGCAGAAAUGAACAAUGCAAAUAAAGAAAGAAAAUGCAAAUAGGCCUUUAGGACUUUCAAGGCAAUGAUAGAUAAAUCAUUCCCUGAAAUAAAUGAAUGGGGAGUUAAUUGUUAACAUGUUGUCACGCCUUGGUCAUAGUGUUUUGUGUUUUCAUUGUGUAUUUUGGUCGGGCCAGGGUGUGACAUGGGUUUACGUGUUGUUUCGCAUUGGGGUUUUAUAGGAUUGGGAUUACUAAUGAUUAGGGGUGUGUCUAGUUAGGUUUGGGCUGCCUGAGGCGGUUCUCGAUCAGAGUCAGGUGAUUCUUGUUGUCUCUGAUGGGGAACCAAAUUUAGGUAGCCUGAGUUUCACUUUGUAUUUCGUGGGUGAUUGUUCCUGUCUCUGUGUUGUUUCACCAGAUAGGCUGUAGUUAGGUUUCACGUUCCGUUUGUUGUUUUCGUAUUUGUAUAGUUAUUUCAUGUAUCGUCAUUUUUCUCAAAAAAUCUUUUUAGGUAAUUUAACUACAUUUAGGCUAAACUUUUUGGACACUACAGACGACUUUGUGAGAAGACUGAUUUUCAGGAUGUUUCAUGGUCUGACACCGUUCUAGCUCUGCCACCUUUCACCACAGAUGCGGAAUUGUUACAUAGGCCGAUGUGGUGGAUUGAGAUGCAUCCAAUGAAAAAAAGAAAUGAAUAUCGCUUGCUUAAAACUAGCAUAUUUUUAUGGGGAUUAUUUCAUUAGGCUAUGCUGAACAAAAAUAUAAACGCAACAUGCAACAAAUUCUAAGAUUUGACAAAGUUUCAGUUCAUAUAAGCAAAUCAGUCAAUUGAAAGAAAUUCCUUAGGUGAAGGUGCAGGUGAAGAAGUUUGAUAUGGAGGUCCUGGGCUGGUGUGAUUACACAGGGUCUGUGGUUGUGAGACCGGUUAGAUGUACUGCCAAAUUCUCUAAAACAACAUUGGAGGCGGCUUAUGGUAGAGAAAUUAACAUUCAAUUCUCUGGCAACGGCUCUGGUGGACAUUCUUGCAGUCAGCAUGCCAAUGGUACGCUCCCUCAAAACUUGAGACAUUAUUUUGUGUGACAAAACUGCACAUUGUAAAGUGGCAUUUUAUUGUCCACAGCACAAGGUGCACCUGUGUAAUGAUCAUGGUGUUUAAUCCGUUUCUUGAUAUGCCACACCUGUCAGGUGGAUGGAUUAUCUUGACAAAGGAGAGCUUCUCACUAACAGGGAUGGAAACAAAUUUGUGCACAACAUUUGAAAUAAAUGAGCUUUUUGUGCAUAUGAAACA